Messenger RNA from Lepus europaeus (European hare), 1251 nucleotides. Its product is annotated as cyclin-A2-like. The record is from RefSeq and is a predicted model, not a curated record. NCBI's taxonomy places the organism in Eukaryota, Metazoa, Chordata, Mammalia, Lagomorpha, Leporidae. Gene Ontology annotation, molecular function: cyclin-dependent protein serine/threonine kinase regulator activity. Gene Ontology annotation, biological process: mitotic cell cycle phase transition; regulation of cyclin-dependent protein serine/threonine kinase activity. Gene Ontology annotation, cellular component: cytoplasm; cyclin A2-CDK2 complex; nucleus.
AUGGCCCUGGGCUUGGCGCUGCUAACAUUGCAACUGAGGGCUCUCCAGGAGGACCAGGUGAACAUCAGCCUGGAGAAGGCGGCACCCACCCAGCAGCUGUGGGCCCAGGCCACACUGGUGGUACUGAAGGCCGGGAACUCACGGGCUGCUCCACAGGAGAGGCCCAGGAUGCCAUGGGUUGCUCCUCUUAAGGAUCUCCCUAUAAAUGCUGAGCAGGUCUCUGUUCCUCCUUGGAAAGCUAACAGUAAAUGGACUGCAUUCACCACUCAUGUUGAUGAAGCAGAAGAGCCCCCCAAGAAGCCCGCUGAAUGUAAAAAUGCCAAGCCUGAAGCUGUCCUGGCUUCUCAUUCAGUUAUUACUUUGCCAGGACAAAGGAACCCACUGGCACCUCUUGAUUAUCCAAUGGAUAGUGGCUUUGAGUCACCACAUACACUGGAUGUGCCAAUUGUCUUAGAAGAUGAAAAGUCGGUGAGUGUUAAUGAAGUCCUGGACUACCAUGAGGAUAUUCACAAAUAUGCCAGGGAAAUGGAGGUUAAACAUAAAACUAAAGUGGGUUUACAACCUGACUUCACUAACAGGAUGAGGGUUGUCCUUGUGGACCAGUUAGUUGAGGUAGGAGAGGAACAUAAACUACAGAAGACUCUGCAUUUGGCAGUGAACUGCAUCGAUUGGUUCCUUUCUUUAACAUCUGUGUUGAGAGGAAAGCUUCAGCUUGUGGGCACUGCUGCUAUGCUGCUAGCCUCAAAUUCUGUAGAAGUAUACCCACCAGAAGUGGUAGAGUUUGUGUACAUUAUAGUUGAUACCUAUAUUAAGAAACAAGUUCUGAGAAUGGAGCAUCUAGUUUUGAAAGUCCUUGCUUUUGACUUAGCUGCACCAAUAGUACAGUUUCUUACCCAAUACUUUCUGCAUCAGCAGCCUACAUACUGCAAAGUUGAAAGUUUAGCAAUGUUUUGGGGAGACUUAAGUUUGAUAGAUGCAGACCCAUACCUAAAGUAUCUGCCAUCAGCUGUUGCUGGUGAAGUCUAUCAUUUAGCAUUCUACACAAUCACGGGACAAAGCCAGCCAGCGGUGCUGUGCCAGCUGGUGAAGCCAUGGCUUGCAGACCAAGCUUUACAAGCUGGUGAGUACACAGGAUUUGUCUUACCUAUCGACUCUGAUUGGUGGUGUGUUGUUUGCAAAAGGAAUCUGGGCUUAGUGGGGAGGAAUGCUGUGAUGUCUAAAAGCUGGGAAGUGGGAGAGAUGGCACCUUGA